UUUCGCUAUCUGUAUGUAAUCCGGAUUCAUACAGGUCACCACUGCCUUCGUCUUAACUUACCGUUUACCAACUACUUUUUGUAAGCAAUACAAAAAACUCAAAAACCAAAACCAUGGAAGAAGAAAUCGCAGCAUUAGUUAUUGAUAACGGCUCUGGUAUGUGCAAAGCUGGUUUCGCCGGUGAUGAUGCCCCCAGAGCUGUCUUCCCCUCUAUCGUCGGUAGACCUCGUCACCACGGUAUCAUGGUGGGUAUGGGUCAAAAGGACUCCUAUGUUGGCGAUGAAGCUCAAAGCAAGCGUGGUAUUUUGACUUUGAAGUACCCUAUUGAGCACGGUAUCGUCAACAACUGGGAUGAUAUGGAAAAAAUCUGGCACCACACUUUUUACAACGAAUUGCGUGUUGCUCCCGAAGAGCACCCCUGCUUGUUGACUGAAGCUCCCUUGAACCCCAAGUCUAAUCGUGAAAAGAUGACUCAAAUCAUUUUCGAAACUUUCAAUGCUCCCGCCUUUUACGUUUCUAUUCAAGCCGUUUUGUCCUUGUAUGCUUCUGGUCGUACCACCGGUAUCGUUUUGGACUCCGGUGAUGGUGUCACUCACACCGUUCCUAUUUAUGAAGGUUACGCUCUUCCUCAUGCCAUUAUGCGUCUUGACCUCGCUGGUCGUGACUUAACUGAUUAUCUUAUGAAGAUCCUUAUGGAGCGUGGUUAUACUUUCUCUACCACCGCUGAACGUGAAAUUGUUCGUGACAUCAAGGAGAAGCUCUGCUACGUUGCCUUGGACUUCGAACAAGAACUUCAAACUGCUGCUCAAUCUUCUUCUCUCGAGAAGUCUUAUGAACUCCCUGAUGGACAAGUUAUCACUAUUGGUAACGAGCGUUUCCGUGCCCCUGAAGCUAUGUUCCAGCCAUCUGUUUUAGGUCUUGAAAACGCAGGUGUUCAUGAGGCUACUUACAAUUCUAUCAUGAAGUGUGAUGUCGAUAUUCGUAAAGAUUUGUAUGGUAACGUUGUUAUGUCUGGUGGUACUACUAUGUAUCCUGGUAUCGCCGAUCGUAUGCAGAAGGAGAUUCAAGCCCUUGCUCCUAGCUCCAUGAAGGUUAAGAUUGUUGCUCCUCCUGAGCGUAAGUACUCUGUCUGGAUUGGUGGUUCCAUUCUUGCCUCUCUUUCUACCUUCCAACAAAUGUGGAUCUCCAAGCAAGAAUACGAUGAGAGCGGUCCUGGCAUCGUUUACCGCAAGUGCUUCUAAGUUCUUUCAUUUUUGUAACGAUUACGUACUUUUGAAUAACAUCGAUUCUUUCUGAUAUAUAUAUAUUUGUCUAACUACUCAAUCUUUUCAUAUCGUGUUCCUUAUUUCAAAUGACCUUAAAAUGAUCGAUGAUUAUCUUUAACUGAUCAGGAGUUUCUAAUCAUGGAAAUGUGCUUUUCUCUCUGCUCCUUGCUUUCGUUUAACUGGUACUCUGCUUUUUUCCCUUUUUUUGUUUGAUUGUAUAGACAAAAACCGGAGAUUCUACAUUUUUGUUCGUGAAACAGCAGAUGAAAUGUCUUGUCCGUGAUUUGAUUCCUUGUUGCUUCCGUCCAUAGAAGUUAAAAGUUCUUCACCUUGGUUUUUCCAUCAAGAUCGAUUUCGAUGUCUAUCCCUAUUGAUGGCUUGAUUGCUACAAUUCUUAUUUAGAAUAUUGUAAAUGAAUGAUAUAAACAGUUUUAUUUUUUUUAUAUUGUGAAUAUUGUGAGUAUGUUAAAAUGGAAUACAAGGAAGACUACUCUGGUUGUUUCUGCAGCUAAGAGGAAGUCUAUCAAGUAAUUACAGUACCAAGG
Schizosaccharomyces cryophilus OY26 is the source of this 1810-nucleotide messenger RNA. Its product is annotated as actin Act1. Bases 114 to 1241 code for a protein of 375 amino acids. NCBI's taxonomy places the organism in Eukaryota, Fungi, Ascomycota, Schizosaccharomycetes, Schizosaccharomycetales, Schizosaccharomycetaceae. The record is from RefSeq and is a predicted model, not a curated record. The transcript has a single exon.